Engraulis encrasicolus (European anchovy) is the source of this 2358-nucleotide messenger RNA. RefSeq names its product voltage-gated potassium channel subunit beta-2. Gene Ontology annotation, biological process: regulation of potassium ion transmembrane transport; potassium ion transport. NCBI's taxonomy places the organism in Eukaryota, Metazoa, Chordata, Actinopteri, Clupeiformes, Engraulidae. Bases 320 to 1591 code for a protein of 423 amino acids. Gene Ontology annotation, molecular function: potassium channel regulator activity; transmembrane transporter binding; voltage-gated potassium channel activity. The transcript has 14 exons. The record is from RefSeq and is a predicted model, not a curated record. Gene Ontology annotation, cellular component: membrane; cytoplasm; voltage-gated potassium channel complex.
UAUUCUCGUAGACUUUAGUAAUAACCCUUGGCGACGCACACGCGGGAGUCGGUGGCACAGACGCUGACUCUGCGUCCGACAGGUUAAGGCCUGGACCUUUGCCAGUCGUGACUCUUGACUCCUGCCAGCAAACAAAACAUCGCCGUGCGGGGGAGACUGCUUGUUUGGACGGCACCCCUCUUUCCGCGGUGACAAGCAAACAUUUGUGCGCCCGUGCCGGCGUGACAGGUGCAUGACCUGAGGACAACCCCACACAGACCAGACCCAGACCAGAGGCAGAAGGCGUUGUUUACACCAGGAUACAGAAAAUCCCGCAAACAUGCAGGUGUCGUUCGCCUGCACGGAACACAACCUAAAGAGCCGCAGCGAGGACCGGCUAUGUGGUCUCCGCACAGCCCCACCACCAGGCGGUGGCAGCGGUGGAGGUGGUGGAGGAAGCAGCGGGGGUGGCAGCGGUAGUGGCAGCGGUCAGGGCAGCAACGGGAACUACAGCAGCCAGAGCGUGACCAAGACACAGGUGCGGGAGAUGUCUGGAUCCCGGGUCGCGCCGCAAGGCCACGCCCACAUGAAAGAGGCCAUCGGAAGACACAGCAGCAUGAAAUACAGGAACCUUGGGAAGUCCGGGCUGCGGGUUUCCUGUUUGGGCCUGGGUACCUGGGUCACCUUUGGCUCUCAAAUCUCUGAUGAGAUGGCAGAGAACCUGAUGACCAUAGCCUACGAGAACGGCGUCAACCUGUUUGACACGGCCGAGGUCUACGCCUCGGGCAGAGCUGAGAUCACCUUGGGCAACAUCAUCAAGAAGAAAGGCUGGAGGAGAUCCAGUUAUGUAGUGACGACCAAGAUCUACUGGGGAGGACAAGCAGAGACGGAGAGGGGGCUUUCCCGAAAGCAUAUAAUUGAAGGUCUUCGAGGAUCCCUGUCCAGGCUGCAGCUAGAGUAUGUUGACAUAGUCUUCGCCAACCGCAACGAUGUCAACAGUCCUAUGGAAGAAGUCGUGCGUGCGAUGACCUUUGUGAUAAACCAGGGCAUGGCGAUGUACUGGGGAACAUCUCGAUGGAGUGCUAUGGAAAUCAUGGAGGCGUACUCGGUGGCGCGGCAGUUCAACCUGAUCCCGCCGGUGUGUGAGCAGGCUGAGUACCACUACUUCCAGAGGGACAAGGUGGAGGUCCAGCUGCCAGAACUCUACCACAAGAUAGGAGUGGGAGCGAUGACCUGGUCGCCUCUGGCGUGUGGGCUGAUCACUGGGAAGUACAGCGAUGGGGUUCCCGACUGCUCCCGAGCUGCCAUGAAAGGCUACCAGUGGCUGAAGGAGCGGGUGAACAGUGAGGAGGGACGCCGACAGCUGGCCAAAAUCAAAGAGCUCCACCUGCUGGCAGACAGAAUGGGCUGCACCGCUGCACAGCUCGCUAUCGCUUGGUGCUUGCGCAGUGAGGGAGUCAGCUCGGUGCUCAUGGGCGUCUCCAAUGCAGACCAGCUCAUCGAGAAUCUGGGGGCACUUAGGGUGCUGACCCAGAUGACUCCACAGGCGGUGGGCGAGAUCGACGCCCUGCUGGGCAACAAGCCCCACUCCAAGAAGGAAACGCGCGCAUGAAGAAGGGGAACAACAAACGACAAGAAAAAAAAGACGUCAAAACAGACCGAAACAAAAAACAGAACAAAAGCAACGCAAGACAAAAGCAAAGACAAGAGGCUGAGAGGAUGCAGGAGGAGGAACGACAACGCAACAAAAGGGGGGAAGAGAGAGAGAGCAAGAGAGAGAGAGAGAAGAGAGAAGGAUGACAGCAAUCACGGCAUGCGGAGAAACAUCGCUUCUUUGCCCUCCUGCAUAACCAAUAAAAACAACAUGCAUGUUGCAACAUUGUGCUUCCAAUAUUCACGGCAUAGCUGCCGGUGCAACCUCUUUAAACCUUAUACUAUAAUAUACACACAUAUUUAAAUUUUAAAAUCUUACUCUAAGCUACGACUACUUCAACUACAGUAUGGACGAUACAAAAAAAAUAAGAUCACACAUGAAAACAUGUCCAGGCUUUUUCCAUUGCUGUGCACACAUGGACACAAAGGUGGUGAACUGAAGAUGCAUUUCAGGUCUCUGUCUUCCAUCAGUAAAGUUGAGGGGACAGAAAGGCUUUGAAAUGGACAGAGAUUAAUGGAUGGAUGGACGGAUGGAUGGAUGGACUGAUGAACAGUGAUGCCGCGGACUGGAACUAUAAAAAAAAAUAUGUAAACUCUUCCCCUCUCCCCUCUCCCGUCUUCUUCCUCUUGAGAAAGACAAUAUACAGUAUGUGAAAGCAGCUGAGAGGAUGAUGGAUCAUUUUACUGCCACAAUGCAACACUAGCCAGAUAAAUCUUCCCUUCUUU